GAGUGAGCCUUGGGCUGGAUGGGACCCACCAUGCCCCCAAGCAAGAAGGCCCAGAGCCCCAGUAGUGGAGCCAGUGCCUCCCAGGGCAUGAGCCCACCGUAUCGGCAGGGGCCCCCGGGCACGGCGGCGUCGGAGGCCGAGGCAGCUGACCUCUCCCUGUCCCUCUCCGCCUCCUUCUCCAAGGCUGAGGACGAGGAGCUCACCAGCCUCUCCUGGCUACACGAGAGCACAGACCUCCUCAACAGCUUCAGCCACUCAGGGCUGCGUAGCGUCUCCCCGCUCUUGGACUCCGACGGUCAGCACCCCCGCUCGCCUUCUUCCUCGUCUCCUUUGCCAGACGACCCCCUGCUAGGUGAUGCACAUUCAGCGUACGACUUGGCAGCGGGGGCAAACAGAAAACCGCCGUACUCUUUCAGCUGCCUUAUCUUCAUGGCUAUCGAGGACGCACCAAACAAACGGCUGCCGGUGAAGGACAUCUAUGGCUGGAUCCUGGAGCACUUCCCGUAUUUUGCAAACGCCCCCACAGGAUGGAAGAACUCAGUACGCCACAAUCUGUCUCUGAACAAGUGCUUCAAGAAGGUGGAUAAAGACCGAAGUCAGAGCAUAGGCAAAGGCUCCCUGUGGUCCAUAGAUCCGGAGUAUAGGCACAACCUGAUCCAGGCGUUGAAGAAGACGCCGUACCACCCCUUCUCGCCCAGCCUGGCCACACCUUCCAAUUCUCCACCGACUCUGCCUCAGACAUUUCAUCACAGUCCUCCAUUGUGGUCGGGGAGUCCCCUCUUCAGAAAGAACGGCGGAGUCCUCCUACAAGUACCUCGUGGUGUAAUCCAAAAUGGUGCCCGGGUCCGGAGCCAAGCCCUCUUCCCUGUGAUCAGACCCCUACCUGUUAGCCCUGUGGGGAGCAGAACCUCGACCAUAAGAUCUUCCCUAGGAGAUUAUCUAAGCCGAGGACAGGACAGCCCAUCUCGCUACACUCCACCCCCCUGCGGCGAGGACCUCCAGGAUGACCACACUUACAGCACCGCCAUGUCCCCCAGUAGGCUAUGCUCCUCCCAGGUCGCAGCUUCUUCAUGCCCCUUGGACAACGAUGACGACAUAAUUGCUGUAGAGAUCAAAUCAGACGUCAAAGCAGAGCCCCGGGAGAUUCCGUUGGAUUCUCACACGACCACUGCCACAACUGCCUACAUUUCCCAACAGGCCCUUCGUGGACAGAGACGUAGUUCAGUAUCAGGAGCGGGGACUCUGGCAGGCAGCAGUUUGCCCUGGACCAAAAACCGAGCCAGAGGCAUCAGCGACACGCUCCCGCUGAAAAAGCGACGCGCGGCGGCGGUGGAGAAGCCGCCGGAGAGCGAUGACGAGGAGAUGAAGGAGGCAGCGGGGUCGCUGCUCCACCUGGCGGGGGUCAGAGCCUGCCUGAACAACAUCACAAACCGCACCGCCAAGGGCCAGAAAGAGCAGAAGGAGGCCCUGAGAAACUAAAACACACAUGUCGAACAAACACACACACACACACACACAGAUCAAAACACGCACACACAUUAGCACACCGAGACAUACAAUACACAAAUAGGUCAACAGGUAACUCUACGACAGCAUUAGUCUCCAUGGACACUUCCCAUCACCCUCUAUCUAUCUGCAGGGCAUUAGGUGAAUCCUACUUAUAUGUGGCAAUAUCAAAAAUCUAUGUUUUCCUACAUGUUCAGCAACACUAACAUCAAUGGGUAUUUGUCAUGCGUCUCUGUUGUUUUGUUGUUUCAAAAGGGGAUGAAAGCCAUAAAAAGCACGUUUUGUUUCUAAUUUGGAAAAAAAAAAAAAAAAAAAUUUGAACCCGACAAAAAUGACGAAUCACGUACUGUCCGUGAACAGACGAUGGCUGUUUGUCUUAUCUGUUCGUUUCUAUGUGAAUCUGUAGCAAUCUCGAAGUGAUGCCAGCAAAGGCCGCAGAGCCGUCGAGACGAAGCCUACUCACCCAGACUUGGAGCUCUUCCGGCCGCGUGCUUGCAUUACUCUCCGACAUCCAUGAGCACAAUUGUGAGACUGUGCCAAAGAUAAGUGACCAGGUUGCUUCAUGUAGCCGAUGCGACAGCCGACGACAAAAGGUGUAGUAGAACGGAGGAGCUGGGAGGGAAAAUUACCUAAGGUGUCAAAAUAAUUGUAAAACCCAAUGUGAUAUAUAUAUUCAUGCACUUAAGAUUAUUUUACGCCACUUAUAAUACAAAGCAUCAUGGGUAAAGACAUGGUUUAUUUCAAGAGCACUCAUAGUAUUUAAGAAUAGAUAUAUUAAAUUUACAAAAUGAUCAUGUUUAUCACCACAGAGGUGGAUAGUGUGCCGGGUUUGAGGCAAUAUCUCCUUCAUUUUGUUGUUGUUGCAUAAUGUAAAAAAAAAAGCAAAACGAAAACAAAAAAACUUCCCUAGUACCUCUGUCCAUAGAUGUAGACACCUGGUAUAGAAACCAUAGUUGCCAGUAGCGACCACACCUUCCUAUUCAUUUGACAAAAAAAAAAAAAAACUCUAUACAUAAACUGUGGGUUUAGAUUUCCGUUCCUGUCUGUUUACCCUCACUCUACCCUCAUAAAGAUAUAAGCAAUUUGUCCCGUGUGGACAACUCUGUAAAAAGGUUAGAAAAUAUUUUAUUUUUUUCCUUUCUUAAUUGAAGCAAUUUGACCUGCAGGACUUUCUCAGUUAUAUUGCAUGGGUGCUUGUAAAUAAGAUAAAAGCAAAUCUUUUUUAUUCAAAGAUCAUGUAAGAUAAACAAUGUAUUUAGCAUGAAGCAUGACUUAUUUUCAUAUAAAUCUUGAUCCUAGAGGAAAAAAAAAAUGUUUUGCCGCCAAUUCCUAUACCCGUGUGGUUAUAUUGGAUUUUUUUUUUUUUUCCGGUCUUUUUGGGUUGUUUUUUUUUUUUUUUUUUUUCUGGGCGGGCUUUUAAAGACACGUCUUCAGGGAGGAAUGUGGAAGAUCACUCUGCGAUUAGAGGCCCAAGGGCGCCACCUCUGGGCGUUGGGUUCAGGCUACGUAGGCCAGCUAAAUCACCUUUAAAGGGUGGGCUUCUGUCGUCUUCUGCCUGUACAGUGACUUGUGUGUGUUCAGUGUCAACCCCGGUGUUAUUUCAGAACACGUCUGUAGAGCGCGUGAGUUCGUGUGCCCAGGAACGCACAACCUGAAACGUUGUGCCUGCCUGCCUGCCUGCCCCUUCAGUGUUUCUGUUGUCGUGUCUCCGACAUGUGUUGACAGAACGAUAACCGGUCUUUAUUUAUGACAUGAUUGUUUUGGUUUCCUCUUCCGUGUGUAAGUGUACGUGUGUCCUACUAUGCCAUCAGCAUUUUACUGUGUCAACGUGUGGAUCAGAUGAGCGAAGAAAACCUUGUGGAUUUCCUGUAAGAACCUCAUAACAAACAGCUACCUGGAAGUUAAAGAUCACACGAGCGAGAGAAGCUGAGAAAGACAGGAGGGAGAAAGAAUGAAAAAAAAAAAAAGUUGUUUUCUUUUUUUUCACAUGCAGUGUUCUUAUUAAGAUUUUAAUUUCAGAUCUUGUAAUCUGUAUGACAGAUUUAUGUAACCAGCCCAAUCUGGAGAUUAGGGGUUGAAUUUUGGUUUCUUUUACUCGAGAUUUACCCAGAUUUGUGAGCAGCAGCGGGUUCUGACGGAGCUGAUAUAGAAACUACACGGCCAAUAUUUGGCAUGUUUUCUCGAAAUCUGCAGUGCAUUAAAGUAUUAGUUUGCCCUCACGUGCAAGAUAUGCAGAGCAGCUUUACGGGAUUGGGGAGUCACACGUUGACUGUCGGCGAGAGUGGGUAAACAAGUGCAUGUCCCAUCCACUGGUAUAGUCUUUUGCCACCUGUAGCAUGCAUUACUGGCAUUGUAUUUUGUAUGAUGUCCACACCAUAUGAAAAGACAAAAUGAGACACUGUCAGUGUCCUUGUUGUGUGCCAUUCGUCUCUUGUCUGAUAUGGGUCUGAGUGCUCCAGGAGCCCAGGUCGAGUACUCCGCCGUAUUUGCAGUAACAAUCCACGGUUGUGGUGACUAAUAAUGUGUUCAGUUGGUAGAGGCAUGUCAGGGGAGAAUGUGUUGCUUUAGCAACAGCCUUUUUUUUCCCUCUGACUCACUCAGUGACAUGCAGGAAAGAUGAACCUCUGACCUACAUGGCCUGAAAAAAAAACCACAUAAAAUAUACCUGGUGUGUUGUAAAGCUAAAGAAAUACACUGCACUGCCUGAAAUAAAUAAAAAAAAAACCUUCUUAAGCAAGUGUUAAACUUAAUCCUGCCAAACAUCACGUACUUGCCAAUGUUUGUUUUUGCACAUUUUCAUGUUUUUGUUUCUUCUCUGACAAAACGAUCUAGAAAACUGCCAUCAUUUUUUUUUGUGUGUGACCGUCUGAGGUGAAUAUUGGAAAGCCAUAGGUGAGAGAUGUCUGAAAGCAAAACUCUUAUUGAUCCAUGAGAUGUGAUGCAGAGUGCGCCCAGGUGUUGGUUUCCUUUUUUUUUUUUCUUUCUUUUUUUCAGUAACUGUUUGAUCCUUUCCUUAUUGUGCAAUCAUAUUGCCAAAGAAUGAUUUCAAGACCUAAUUCAUCACUACAUGUAAAUAUCAACGUUGUCCAAUACUGUGGCAAAAAAAAUAUAUAAAUGUUGUUUUAUUUUGUUUUCCAUUUUCUGAAAAACUACAAUGAUGUUUAUGUGAUGUAUUGUCUUCCAGUUGGUUGCAAUAAUAAAAAGUACAAGUUGCAGAAGA
Molecule: messenger RNA, 4726 nt
Organism: Cynoglossus semilaevis (tongue sole)
Lineage: Eukaryota; Metazoa; Chordata; Actinopteri; Pleuronectiformes; Cynoglossidae
Gene: ches1
Product: checkpoint suppressor 1
Exons: 6
Coding region: 19-1479 (486 amino acids)
Biological process (GO): regulation of DNA-templated transcription
Cellular component (GO): nucleus
Molecular function (GO): DNA-binding transcription factor activity; cis-regulatory region sequence-specific DNA binding
Source: RefSeq, a predicted model, not a curated record